GUCCGAUCUACGGGGAACUUGCCUUCCAGUGAAAAGUUUCGUCAAUUCACGGGGCGAUGAACCUGGUCAUCCCACGAGCAGGCCACGCUGAAGCUGGAGGACAGUUGGAAGGCAUGUAAAGGUGGGACGUCAUUGUCCAGGAUUGGGAUAUUUUGGUUCAUUUAUACAAUUGAGCGGCUCAGAUAUAUGAUUCUCCAGGUCUAACCUUAUUUUUCACGUAGUACGUCCUUAAGCACGCUUAUCGUUUAACAUUUGCUGGGCGCUGUUCGUACCACGUCGUUGUCGCGCGUAAUUGCGGAUACUUGAAUAGAGCAGGCAUCGAAUUGUCUCACCGUAUCGAUACGUCUUGACUGAAGGUGCUCGGCGGAAAACGAGACACUAGACUGCUCACACGAGGGAUACGCUUCAGUUCAGCAGCUGUCGUCCAACAUGUCUAGCCAGUCAAACGGGAACCGAACAGCUGAUACCAGCGCAAUUGAUGCGAGGAACGAUCCAAAGCAUUCUGAACAAAGAGACGUUUCUGACAAUGAGAACCUUGACUCUGCCGACGCUGCGAACGAGAAACGAACGGGUGGAUUCCCGGCUGUCGGGAAAGCGAUGGCACCGAUUACCCAGCCCGUGAACUACACCAUCAAAGGAACUACUCGCACGCUCAACACGACAGUCGGCGUGACAACCAGCGUGGCGAACGGAGUCAUCAGUGGAACGUCAAGUGUCCUUGGAAACACUGCCGACGCCGUGCUUCCAAAAAAUACGGGCAAGCCGGUUAAGAACCUCACGGACGGCCUGAGUAAAACUACGACCUCGGGCACUCGUGGUGCCCACAAGACGACGGAGGCAGCGACCAAUGGCGUCACGGACACUCUGACCGACACUGUGACGGGCGUCAGCAAUGCUGACAUUGUAGGCGUCGCGAGAGGAGCCACGGGUGGGCUUGGGAAUACAGUCUCUGGGACGGGUGAAGCAGCGGGCGACACGCUUGACGGAGCCGUGGAUGGACUUGGCACGGUUGCAGGAGGGCCCGUCGGCCAGGGCGUGUCGAAUGUUGGCAAAGGGGCCGGCAAUCUAGUGACCGGACUCGCCACGGGAGUCGGCGACGGCGUCACCGAGCUAGGAAAGGGAGACGUGCCAGGCAGUCUGCUCUCCAUUGCCGGCGGAGUCGGCCGUGGAGUCGGAGGUCUUGUCACGGGAAUUGCUGGAUACGGCAGAAACCAGAAGAGUGACAGUUCGUUCUUUGGCGUUGAUCUUGGCGAUCAAAUCGGAAAGCUUGCGGCAAAGGGAGACGUGGAUAAGAGAAAAGCCGAAGCAGAGAGAAAGAACGAAGAUACGGUGGGAGUGCGAGAAUAAUUUAUGUCCGACUGUCCAUAGUGCCGCUGUCGUCUCUCCGAUCUACAGCGUUUAUACCCUCCUUCAGCUUCGAACAUGUGUGGUGUAUUCUUGGCAGUUUGUCGUUCCUCUAUCCAGAGGAGAAAAGUAUGGGGAUAAUCAGGCACGUGAAUUUCAAGAUUGAAAAUCUUGGCGAUUUCUAUCCUA
Molecule: messenger RNA, 1533 nt
Organism: Verruconis gallopava
Lineage: Eukaryota; Fungi; Ascomycota; Dothideomycetes; Venturiales; Sympoventuriaceae
Exons: 3
Coding region: 430-1347 (305 amino acids)
Source: RefSeq, a predicted model, not a curated record